Messenger RNA from Phytophthora nicotianae INRA-310, 315 nucleotides. RefSeq lists its product as hypothetical. The record is from RefSeq and is a predicted model, not a curated record. The coding region runs from base 1 to 315 and encodes 104 amino acids. The transcript has a single exon. NCBI's taxonomy places the organism in Eukaryota, Oomycota, Peronosporomycetes, Peronosporales, Peronosporaceae.
AUGCCUGCUCAACUUUCGAUUGGUGUCGAAAUCCGUUCCGAGUUAACGAGUCUGGGCUGUCAAUUGAUCAAGAGAUACUCAAAUGUGGAGUCAUUGCUCAAGAAAGGUUUGCUCAAGAACGGUGACGCAAAAACAUGUGGCCUAUCUACGAACCCACCGUUUUGCUAUGCAUCGACCGUGUACUUGAACAGCUUUCUCUUCGUUGACGAAGUAAAGAUGUUUGUGUUGAGCGAGAUGUGCUUGCUUCCUCGUGGCCGGAUUGUUUAUAUCGACAGAAGUGUAUUGCCCAAGGCAUCGGCCUUCUUGCAGAAGUAA